AACUUAAACCCUGCCACCGCCGCCGCAAGAAAGAAAGAAGCAGAACCGGCAGGAAGAGCGAUGCCGAAAUCCAAGCGCAACCGCCCAGUGACCCUAUCAAAGACCAAGAAGAAGCCAGGUCUAGAGCGCAAGGGCAAAGUAGUCACCGAAAUCAAAGAUGCCAUUGAGCACUACACCAGUGUCUAUGUAUUUACCUACGGCAACAUGAGGAAUCAGAAGCUCAAGGACCUCAGGGAGCAGCUAAAGUCCUCUAGCAGGAUAUUCCUUGCUGGAAAGAAAGUCAUGCAGAUAGCGCUGGGACGCUCAGCUGCUGAUGAAGCUAAAACAGGCCUGCAUAAACUUUCCAAGUUCCUCCAAGGUGAUUCUGGACUGUUCUUUACUAAUCUUCCCAGGGAUGAUGUUGAAAGAUUGUUUCGAGAAUUUGAGGAGCAUGAUUUUGCAAGAACGGGAAGUACCGCAACAGAAACGGUUGAGCUUAAGGAAGGCCCUAUGGAACAGUUUACACAUGAAAUGGAACCCUUCUUACGCAAGCAAGGACUGCCGGUUCGCCUGAACAAAGGUGAUGUAGAGUUAGUUGCAGAUCAUGUAGUGUGUGAAGAAGGGAAGCCCCUUUCGCCAGAAGCAGCACAGACUCUGCGAUUGCUUGGGAUACAGAUGGCAACAUUCCGGCUGUACCUUGUCUGCCGCUGGUCUUUUGAUGACUUCGAAGUUUACAAAGAAGGCUUGGUGCACCUAGGAGCUGAUGAUUCCUCUUAAGUUUGUUGACUUGCAUUUCCCGUAUGCAAUGAGAACGCACUUGCUGUCUUGUGUUCCGACAGUUUUUGCUAUUGUGCGUGCGGCCUUGUACCCGAGCGUUGGAAAUCAGAAGGAUGUGAUCUGCACAAGUUCCGUCUUCUCUGAACUCUUUACAUGGUGUAAGCUGAUUGAUAUAGCAUAUCAUAGUGUUUAUUCUUCUAAGUAA
Messenger RNA from Phragmites australis (common reed), 961 nucleotides. RefSeq lists its product as uncharacterized. Bases 61 to 756 code for a protein of 231 amino acids. The transcript is spliced from 8 exons. The record is from RefSeq and is a predicted model, not a curated record. Gene Ontology annotation, molecular function: RNA binding. NCBI's taxonomy places the organism in Eukaryota, Viridiplantae, Streptophyta, Magnoliopsida, Poales, Poaceae. Gene Ontology annotation, biological process: rRNA processing; ribosomal large subunit biogenesis; ribosomal large subunit assembly. Gene Ontology annotation, cellular component: nucleolus; preribosome, large subunit precursor.